Molecule: messenger RNA, 2790 nt
Organism: Stylonychia lemnae
Lineage: Eukaryota; Ciliophora; Spirotrichea; Sporadotrichida; Oxytrichidae
Source: the annotation of a GenBank genome assembly
AUGAGAAGAGAAAAUUUCAUUAGACAUCCGCAUUAUCCGGAGAUAAUCAAAUUCAAGAUCGGCUCUGUCAAGACCAUCUCGACUCUUUCCAAUUCAAACAAUGAUGAUGAUUUCAACACGUUUGAGCGUCUUUCAAUGAAUGGAGAUGGCUUUCACAAUAAUCAAGAUAAUUCUAGCACCUGUGGCGAUUUAGAAAAACUAGGCUGCUUAUUUACCUCCAACCCUAAAAACAAUAACUUCGAUAAAAUGUAUUAUGACAUUGAGGACUAAUAACCUUCAUUUGAAGAUGAUUUUCAGCAAAGCAGCCUGAACACAUUUAAUAAGCUAAAUAAUUCAUUACUAUCACCGUCAAGUAAAAACAACAUAAAUUAGUAGAAUAUGAUUAAUCAAAAUUUUCACAAUGCUCAUCAUUAGUACUAGACGAACCUCAACAAUAGCGGUUACUAAAACAGCAACUUUUCACCUAACAUGCAAACUUGGCAUUAACAAAACAGCAAUUUUAAUGAGCAAAAUUCAAUUUACCAAUGCCAAAAUGAAUAUGAUGUUCAGUAGAUGUCAUAUUAUCAUCAGAAUUUUCAGGAAUAACUUAGGGAAAAGAUUGAUGUGCCUAAUUAGCAGCAGCAAUAUGUCUCUAGCAAUCAGCUCCUCCAAUCAACUUUGAGGAAACUUGAUCGUAUUGGAUUUAGCAAGGGUACAUUUACCUGCAGUACUAAAAGUGCCUAUUCUUUCAAAGAGGAUAUUCUUUCUGAGGAAUAAGAUGGAGAUGAUGAGGAUUCUAUUCAGUAAGCAGAUGCAAUCAUGGACGAGUAGGACGAACUGGAUGAAAUAUAAUCAGACACAGGAUCAGCUGUAUUUCCUAAUGCAGAUACCAGGUCUGUUUAAGGAGAUCUAGAAAUGGAAGCUCCAAGUUACUACUGCUUCUUUUGCCGUAAACCACACAAUUAAAAUGGUUUCGAAUCAUAUCCUUGUUAAGACUAACUGUCUUAAUUUAGUCAUAUUCAAACUUAAUAACAAACCUUUUAAUCACCCUAAUAGUAAAAUUACAAUCAAACUUAGAAGGCCUUUAUGAAAAAGGUCGCUAAGCUAAACUAUCAAAACUUGAAACUGAUAUAAGAAUCCUAAGAAGAGGAAUGCUUUAAUCACUUCAAGCACACUACAACAUUUACAACAACUACAACAGCAACUAAGAGUAGUUGUUGUGGUAGUGAAUGCUAGUAAAGAAGUUCUCAAAAGAAAACCAUUAGGACUUUAAUAAUGGAAGAUUAAAUGAGUACUUGCAGUUGUGGAAGGAAGUCUAUCAAAGGUAGUGAAUGUGGAGGUAGUAUUUAUGGUGGGCAAGGUAGCUAUGCUGGAAAAGAUUUAAUUAAAAGCAGUAACUUGUCGGAUCUUUCAUCACUCAAUGAAUUCCAAGAAAUGUCAUGGACACUAAGUGUACCAAAUGGCUAAGGAUUCCAUGUUCCUCAAAACCUAAAUUUCAAGAAGGGACCAAGUUCAAUUAACUCAGUGAAGACAUCAAUUGCCUCUUGUAAGGGCAAUAUCAGUGUGCAGGAUUCUUACAGUUCAUAACUAAACACUUCAGUAAAUAAAAAUGUGAGGUUUCAGAUUGAGGAUGACGAAGAGUUGUAUUAAAAGCAAAAAGCAACAUUAGAAAAUCAAAUGAAUCAAACAAUGCAAAGAAGAUGGUUCGUAGAUAAAUCGGGCUACGUAAAGACUCAAUCUCAAUGCUAUGUCAAAAGACAUAAAACUCCUGAGACUUCUCCUGCUCUUGAAGUUUAUCCAAGAAUAAUCAAGGGAUUGAAAUAAAAAGUUAAGAAAUCUGGUGAGACACCAGUUUAAAACAUUUUAAGAAGAAGCAAUAGAAACUUAAGGUUAAAGUUUGGAAACAAGCUCUAAGAUCAAGAUGGGUUAUUCCGCCUUACUCUGAGAAAAACUGCACUAGAUCUGGACGAAAUUGAAGAUAACUACUAAGGAGAGGAAUCGAGUCUCGAAUCCUUUCAUACUAACAGAAACAGCAGUAUUAAUUCUAGAGGAUAGCAGAUUCCAGAAGAGUCUCCACCUCAAGAAAUCAAAAUUAAACAAAUAAAUAGAAUAUAGAGAGAGCUUGAACACAAAGAGGGAAUGAAUUAAGACUAAAUGAGUAAUUAUCUUAAUAAAGGCUAACUCUAAUAAUCAAACUUAAGAAUAAGAUAAAAUAAAUUUUUCAGAGACCAUUAAGCACAGCAUACAUUUUAGAUUCCUAUCAUAAAGGAAAUAAGGUAAAAUAACUCAGACGAAUUUAAUUCAUUAAAACAUGCUCAUUCAAAUAGUUCAAAUUAAAGCAAUCAUCAAUUUACCUCAGCCAAUCAAAGUUAACUUCAAAAUGGUAAUUAACAAAUCAAUGAUCAAUAAUAAGUCAAGAAUAUUAUGAUUGGAAAUUUGAGUAUCAAUGAAAGAUUUUAAAAAGUUAGAGCAUUUUGGGAGAAAAGGAAGAGAAAGUCUUUAGAGAAGCAGACUAAAUAUGCCAAGAAGAAAAAACAAGCAGAUAAGAAGCUAAGAAUUAAUGGCAGAUUUGUAAGCCUAAAACAAGCCAAGAAUGUCCUUAAUAUGACUAAAAAAGAGUUUCAGAAAGCUAUAAAGCAAGAAGGUGCUAAGAACCUAGAUUCCAAGAAGAUCAAAAAGAAAAGGAAAAUCGAUGCUCAAGUAAUCAGGCCUGACAUAAAAAAGAUCAUCAAAUUAUCAAACGCAUAGGAAAUAUUAAAGGUCAAGAAGAGGAAAACUCAAAAAGCAAAGAAAAACGGGGUGAAUGGAUGA